AUGACUCCCCCGCCCUCAUCGCCUUCUUCGAUUCCCCCGCCUAUCCCCGUCGACACGCAUCCCAACCGCGCCCCCGGAUCCAAGGCCCCUGAGCAGGACCGCAUCCCAGACCCUGAUCGCCUCGCGCCGGAGGAUGCUUACUUCGCGACAUCUCUGUCACGAGCGCGCUCGGCCCCGGCUAACUAUGAGGAUAGCCUGCGAUCCAUAAAUGAUGGCUCGAGGGUUGCGACGUUGCGGGCGCCGCGGGGGAUGCUUGGCGCGGACCCUUCCCGAAAGGACGUGACGAAGCUGGGCGCCGCUGGGGGUCGUCGGAGGCGCAAGGGUGCUUGGAAAAAGCUGCUUUGGGUGAAACAGACUUAUCCGGACAACUAUACAGAUACCGAAACAUUCUUGGACCACCUGCAACGAAAUCCUCGAGUACGGCCGUACGACUUCUGGCCUCUUGUCGCCGACUCCACUGUUAUUGUCCAACAUGUCUGCUCCGUCGUCAUCUUUGUUUGCUGCUUCGUCGGCAUUGUUCAGGACCGAGUGAGCCCCGUAUCGAUUGUUUGCUGGGGGAGCGUUGGCACCGCCAUGGGCUGGAUUCUUUGGGAUAAUUGGAUCUGGAGAGAGCAAGCGGAGCUUGCACAGGGUGCCCAGGUUGCCAUCGGUGGUGACGAUGGCUCAAGUUUAAGCUCCAUGGCCAGCGUGGCUAACCCAUCCGGCAAUGAACCACAACCGAACGGCACAAAAGGCAGCCCAAUCCACGGACUUGGGCUGACGAUGUCUGGAAACGAAUCAAAAGAGCAACUAUCACAACGGACCGCCGAAUUCAAUGGAAGCUUAGAUGAGAUAGGAGACCCGGCACUGCCCGUCGGAGCUCCCUCUACAGCGUCAAGUAUUGCCCUUGGCAGUACAGAUGCGCAAGAUAACGAACGACGAUCUUUAUUAACGUCACGCAAUCGCCAACGGCUAUCGACCGUCAAGUCGGCCUUUCUGAUCUACUUUUCUUUGCUGGGAUUGAGUCCCAUCCUGAAAUCGCUUACCAAAUCUACCGCCAGCGACUCCAUUUGGGCUAUGAGCUGCUGGCUCUUAAUUAUGAACAUAUUCUCCUUUGAUUACGGAAGCGGCGAAGGCGCCGGCGCCACGACCAAGUUUCCGGCUUCUCUUUCCACCAACGCCGCGGUGAUGGCAUCUACAGUUCUUGCAUCCCGCUUACCAUCAACCACACAUGUGUUCAGCCUGAUGCUGUUCUCUAUGGAAGUCUUUGGACUGUUUCCUAUCUUCCGUCGCCAAUUACGGCAGAAAUCCUGGACGGGUCAUGUCGUGCUUACCCUCGUUCUGGUCAUCAUCGCUGGGGGAGCUGUUGGCACAACUCUUGGCGGCGGUUGGGCAUCGGCCAUCAUUGGGUCUAUGCUUGGAAGCAUCCUAACUGCCUUUUCCAUGGGUGGGUGCAGCUGGUGGCUCAUCAGCUUGCAGAAGUACAAGAAUGUUGUCAUUGGCCCUUGGGAUCCAGCACGUCCUAUUAUCCGACGACACUGGAAUUAG
Penicillium canariense is the source of this 1527-nucleotide messenger RNA. It is a transcript of the gene pigc, whose product is annotated as phosphatidylinositol N-acetylglucosaminyltransferase. Lineage: Eukaryota; Fungi; Ascomycota; Eurotiomycetes; Eurotiales; Aspergillaceae. Gene Ontology annotation, biological process: GPI anchor biosynthetic process. The transcript has 2 exons. The coding region runs from base 1 to 1527 and encodes 508 amino acids. Gene Ontology annotation, cellular component: glycosylphosphatidylinositol-N-acetylglucosaminyltransferase (GPI-GnT) complex; membrane. The record is from RefSeq and is a predicted model, not a curated record.